AAAAAGCCUCGGAAACAAAUUGGCGUCCCUCAGCCGCACUCCGACUUCUCCGUCGUCACUCUCUCACUCAAAGAAUCGAGUCGGCGGAGAUGGUAACUUCCACGAUCUAAUCGCUUCCAAUUAUCCGAGCACAGUCGAGGAAUCCGCCGCCGCCCGUUCCUUCUGCUCCCUCCGCCCGACUUGCUAAGGAUUUCCAGAUACUCUAGCUUCCACACUACUUGCUUUUGCUGCUAAGAUUCAGUCUGUUGGGAUGGGCGAGAACAACGAUGAUCAUUCCUCGCCUAAAAAGGAAAACCCAGAUCAUGAUUCCGAGACUCCUAACCCUAGUGAUUCCCAGGAGGAUAACUCCCUCGAAACCAUAGUUCGAAAGUUUCAGGACUCGAUUUCUGUAGGCAAGCAACACAAGUUUUGGGAAACCCAACCAGUGGGGCAGUUCAAGGAUGUCGGAGUCACGGAUUUGCCUGAGGGACCUAUUGAGCCAGCAACUCCUUUGUCCGAGGUCAAACAAGAGCCUUACAACCUGCCUGCACAAUAUGAGUGGACUACUUGUGACAUGGAGUCUGAUGAGACCUGCAAUGAGGUCUAUGCUCUGCUGAAGAACAACUAUGUUGAGGAUGAUGAGAACAUGUUCAGGUUCAAUUACUCCAAGGAGUUCCUCAGCUGGGCGUUGCGCCCUCCCGGCUACUAUAAGAGCUGGCACAUUGGGGUACGUGCUAAAGCUUCCAAAAAGCUUGUUGCUUUCAUCACGGGGAUUCCAGCAAGGAUCAGGGUACGUGGGGAAGUGGUGAAGAUGGCUGAGGUCAACUUCCUGUGUGUUCAUAAGAAACUAAGGUCAAAGAGGCUUGCACCGGUCAUGAUCAAAGAGGUCACUAGGAGGGUUCAUUUGGAGAACAUUUGGCAAGCAGCUUAUACAGCUGGUGUGGUUCUGCCAACACCAGUAACCACUGCUCAGUAUUGGCACAGGUCGUUGAACCCCAAGAAGCUUAUUGAUGUCGGCUUCUCCAGGCUUGGUGCAAGGAUGACAAUGAGCAGAACUAUAAAGCUUUACAAGUUGCCAGAUUCACCGGUUACUCCUGGAUUCAGAAAAAUGGAGCUGCGUGAUGUGCCAGCUGUCACUCGGUUACUUAGGAACUACUUGGCUCAGUUUGUUGUUGCACCUGAUUUUGACGAGGACGAUGUUGAGCACUGGCUUCGCCCGGUCGAGAAUGUCAUUGACAGUUUCGUGGUUGAGAGCCCAGAGACUCAUGAGAUCACUGACUUCUGCAGCUUUUACACUCUGCCGUCCUCUAUCCUCGGCAAUCAGAACUACUCGACUUUGAAAGCUGCUUAUUCCUAUUACAAUGUCCCCACCAAGACCCCAUUACUACAGUUGAUGAAUGAUGCGCUGAUAGUAGCCAAGCAGAAGGAUUUUGAUGUCUUCAACGCCCUCGAUGUUAUGUUCAAUGAGUCGUUUGUGAAGGAGCUGAAAUUCGGGCCAGGUGACGGGCAGCUUCACUAUUACCUUUAUAACUACCGUUUGCAGCAGGCACUUCGGCCAUCUGAACUUGGUCUGGUUCUCUUGUAGUUCAUGGUCGAUGUAGGGGAUCUUACAUGGAUUUUUCCAGUUACCAUUGGAUUGUUACCCCAGAACAGUUUUGUUUGCUCUUAUCUUCAUGUUUUAGCUGGUUGUAUGUCGCCCAUGAAAGUUUACACAAUGUUGGUUGUUGGUUAUAUGGAUGUUGAUGUGGGUGAUUGAAUAACAUUUUGAGUUCGCCGGAAUCUGUCGAUGCUGAGUUUGUAAUAUUGUCAGGUAGUUUCUCUUGUUGGUGCUGCAGGCCUUAAGGGCACUUUGUAUGCACUUCGUAUUUGAACAAUUGAAGUUUGAGAUUAAUGGAUACUAAACUGUUCAAGAACAUUAGAUUGAGGGAAUU
Messenger RNA from Linum tenue, 1910 nucleotides. NCBI's taxonomy places the organism in Eukaryota, Viridiplantae, Streptophyta, Magnoliopsida, Malpighiales, Linaceae. The record is from the annotation of a GenBank genome assembly.